Messenger RNA from Cryptomeria japonica (Japanese cedar), 708 nucleotides. RefSeq lists its product as uncharacterized. NCBI's taxonomy places the organism in Eukaryota, Viridiplantae, Streptophyta, Pinopsida, Cupressales, Cupressaceae. The record is from RefSeq and is a predicted model, not a curated record. The transcript has 2 exons. The coding region runs from base 1 to 708 and encodes 235 amino acids.
AUGGAUGAUCCGGUGUGGAUUAAUAAAGUGGAAGCACUGGUUGGUCCUUUUGUGGCUUACAUUUUGGAAGGGCAGAAGGAGGCUGAGUGGAUUGAGUGGAAAAUUGUUAAUUUGGGAUACGAGAUUCUUAGAAGCAGAGAACAGAAUGUGGAUUGGCCUUCGGCAUUGUGUUGGCACAAAAUGGUACUGCCCAAGGCAGGGGCAUUCCUUUGGACAGCAUUGCAUGGUCAUAUACUAACAGGGGAAAGGUUGAAACUAAUUGGAAUUGCAGGUCCAAGUGUAUGUAUACUAUGUAAGGAGAAUGAAGAGACUACGGAUCAUCUUUUAUUCUGGUGUUCAUACACUAAAAGAGUUUGGGAUUGGCUAUUGGAUAAAUUGCAGUAUGGAUCGGUGAGAAGUCAAUCACUAAAAAGUUUUUUAUUGGCAUGGCCUACAUGCUAUAAGAAAUCAAAAUGGAGCAUUUUGUGGGUGGUUAGUCUGGCCAUGCUUGCAUGGAAUAUUUGGAAGGAGAGAAAUCGAAGGGUGUUCAACGAGGAAGCUCUGCCUUUUGAGCUUCUAAUCCCAAAAAUCAAAGUAGCCAUUGAAGAAGUUAUAAACGUCAAAGUAGUGGGAAGGAAGUAUUUCACUUAUUCUUCCUGGGACAAAGAAAUGGAAAGGCUAUGGAAUUUGACGAAGAACAGUGGUUACAAGUUUGUUGACAAGAAGUAG